This is a messenger RNA of Lucilia cuprina (Australian sheep blowfly), 1768 nucleotides long. Its product is annotated as membrane-bound alkaline phosphatase-like. The transcript is spliced from 3 exons. Gene Ontology annotation, biological process: dephosphorylation. The record is from RefSeq and is a predicted model, not a curated record. Gene Ontology annotation, molecular function: alkaline phosphatase activity. Bases 118 to 1677 code for a protein of 519 amino acids. Lineage: Eukaryota; Metazoa; Arthropoda; Insecta; Diptera; Calliphoridae.
ACUACUAGUAGUUGUUAAAUGCUCAAUAAUUAAACACCUUCAAUCACAGCUAAGCAGGUGAAUAUAGUAUAGAAAACAGGUGCUGUGAAAAAUAAAUCAAUUUCUUCUUCUGACAAAAUGCAGCAGCACUUAGUAGCAAUCGUUUUACUAAUUGCUAGUUCAUUGACAUUGUAUUGUUGGGCCCAAACAAUUGAAACACAUCCUCAUUUAAAAUCGGUUAAAUUAACAAAAUUCGACAAUGAUCUAAAUGAAUUGGAGCCCAACUAUUGGUACGAUAAUGCACAGCAAUAUCUUAAGCAAAAACUGCAGCGACAAGCUAAUUUGAAUAAUAAGAAAGCAAAAAAUAUAAUAUUAUUUUUGGGUGACGGCAUGUCUGUACACACAAUAACAGCAGCACGUUCCUACAUUAGAGAUGCUUCGGAACAAUUGGCUUUUGAAAAAUUUCCCUAUGUAGGUUUAUCGAAAACUUUCUGUGUCGACAAACAAGUACCCGAUUCAGCCUCGACAGCUACGGCUUAUUUGACUGGUGUCAAAGGUAAUUAUGGUACUAUUGGUGUUAAUGGUCAGGUAACUAGGUUCGAUUGUGACUUGGGUCAAGAUGAAACACUACACACAGAAAGUAUAGCUAAAUGGGCUCAAGAUUCGGGCAAAUGGACUGGUUUAGUUACCACAGCUCGAGUUACACAUGCUUCGCCGGCCGGAGUUUAUGCCCAUACAGCCAAUCGUGAAUGGGAAAAUGAUGCGAAGAUUUUCAAUGACAGUUGUGAUCCCCUGGCAAAUGUGGAUAUAGCACGCCAGCUAGUAGAAUGGCCAGUGGGUCAAGAGUUGCGUGUUAUAAUGGGUGGUGGCAGAAGAAAUUUCCUUAACGAAACUGUUUGUGAUGAAACCGAUUUACCAGGUCAAAGAAUUGAUGGCAGAAACUUAAUAGAAGAAUGGCAAAUGCUUAAGCAGCAACAAAAUAAAAGAGCAGCUUAUGUUGCCAAUAAAAACGAUUUAAAUGAAUUGGAUUUGCAUAAUACCGAUUAUUUAAUGGGUUUAUUUUCAUCCUCACACUGUCCCUAUCAUGGUGAUUUGGAACGAGAGAAUUUAAAGGAGACAGUGCCUUCCCUAAGUGAAAUGACAGAAAAGGCUUUGCAGUUAUUAAAACGCAGUAAUGAAGGCUAUUUUCUAUUUGUGGAGGGAGCUAAGAUAGAUAUGGCUCAUCAUGAUACUCGAGCCAGACGUAGUAUGGAGGAGACUGAGGAAUUUAAUAGGGCCGUUGAGGUGGCCCUGAAAAUGACUUCCGAAGAGGAUACUUUAAUAGUGGUGACCUCAGAUCAUGCACAUACCAUGACCAUAAAUGGUUAUGCGUCCCGCCAUUCCGAUAUUUUGGGUUUAAGUGAUGAUGUAGCUGGCGAUGGUUUACCCUAUACGAUUCUUUCUUAUGCCAAUGGUCCCGGUUUUGCAAAAACUUUUUCCGACAAAAAGGGUCGCAAAGAUUUAUCGGAUAAUGAUUUCACCGAUCCUAAACGUAAAUAUAUGGCCACGGUACCUCUGGAAUCGGAAACUCAUGGUGCCGAUGAUGUGGCCAUAUUUGCUUUAGGUCCAUUUGCCCAUUACUUUUCGGGUAAUUAUAUACAAACUAAUUUACCCAUGUUAAUGGCAAGAGCCGCAAAAAUUGGUCCUUUCACUAAGUAAUAUUUAAGCUAAUUUAUAACAGUAUUAAUAUGGAUUAUUUUUUAUAAAAUGAUAUAUUUUUUUAAAAUAUGUAUUAAAUAAAAGCCUAAAA